UGGAGAUCAUCUAGAGUUUCCUUCGAAAAAUGUCGAUUCGGAGCAAGGUUCUUUCAUCUUUCAAGAAAUUACACAAGACACGGUUAGAGGUGUUUAGGGAAGAUGAUAGAGCAUUAGCAGUUGCAAGAGAUAAAAUUAACUCAGAAUUCAAGAAGAACAAAGAUGAAAAAGACACAGAAAAAAUAAGUGAGUUAAUACAAAUUGCAGAAGAUUCUGAAGACAUCCUGAGGAGAAAUGUUGUUCAAGGAAUUGUUCGAGAAGAUGACAAAGCUUUAAGACUUCGGAUAAGAAAAGAUGUUCUAAGAAGUGAACCCAUGUAUAGUCCAAAAGUCAAAUAUGAAGUACCACAAAAUAAGAAACCAAAUUCAUCUGACAAUCCUUCAUGACAAAAAAGCAGGCUUUUAAUUGUAUUUAUAUCAUUUCUUUGUUUACAUUAAAUUUAUAUCAUGUGUA
Mytilus californianus (California mussel) is the source of this 453-nucleotide messenger RNA. Its product is annotated as complex III assembly factor LYRM7-like. Lineage: Eukaryota; Metazoa; Mollusca; Bivalvia; Mytilida; Mytilidae. The transcript is spliced from 5 exons. Gene Ontology annotation, biological process: mitochondrial respiratory chain complex III assembly. The record is from RefSeq and is a predicted model, not a curated record. The coding region runs from base 30 to 386 and encodes 118 amino acids.